Molecule: messenger RNA, 3787 nt
Organism: Pseudophryne corroboree (corroboree frog)
Lineage: Eukaryota; Metazoa; Chordata; Amphibia; Anura; Myobatrachidae
Product: zinc finger protein 420-like
Exons: 7
Coding region: 472-3537 (1021 amino acids)
Biological process (GO): regulation of transcription by RNA polymerase II
Cellular component (GO): nucleus
Molecular function (GO): DNA-binding transcription factor activity, RNA polymerase II-specific; RNA polymerase II cis-regulatory region sequence-specific DNA binding
Source: RefSeq, a predicted model, not a curated record
CUUACUUCCGGACUGUGCGGUCCACAUGCAGGAAGUGAGUUUUCAUCGACUGCUGCAGCCUCCCAAUGUCCGUGGAGAUCAGGAACUCCAGCUGUGGGGAAAGGAGUCUUUAUUACACAUCACACGUUCUGUAUUAUCUCUGAUUGACCGAGGAUGGACAAGGACAGUAGUCACAGGACUGAGAGGAUAAUAUAAAUCACCCUGGAAAUCAUCUACCUGCUGACUGGGGAGGAUUACACAGUAGUGAAGAAGACAUCCAGUGAGUGUGAGAUACUGAACAGCCAUCCCCGUGUGUCAGGAGGACUGAGUAGAACCCAGAGCCCAAUCACGGUGCCUCCACCUGACUCACUAAUACAUGAGAGACACAAUGACCAAAAGAUCCUGGAACUCACCAACAAGAUCAUUCAGCUGUUGACUGGAGAGGAGGUGGAGUGUAUAGAGGAACACAGGGGUCUGUACAAGGACGUGAUAAUGGAGAAUCACCGGCCCCUCACAUCACUGGAAGGACCCAGUAACAGAGAUACCCCAGAGAGAUGUCCCUGUCCUCUGUAUACCCAGGACUGUACAGAGGAGAAUCACAGGAUCCCACAGGAGGAUCAGGGUGAAGCCCGAUUAAAUAAUAUUAAAAUCAAAGAUACAGAGGGAGAAGAAGAGACAUAUGUGACUGAUAUAAAGGCAGAAGAUAUAGAGGGAGAAGAAGAGACGUAUGUGACUGAUAUAAAGGCAGAAGAUAUAGAGGGAGAAGAAGAGACGUAUGUGACUGAUAUAAAGGCAGAAGAUAUAGAUGGAGAAGAGGAGACGUAUGUGACUGAUAUAAAGGCAGAAGAUAUAGAGGGAGAAGAAGAGACGUAUGUGACUGAUAUAAAGGCAGAAGAUAUAGAUGGAGAAGAGGAGACGUAUGUGACUGAUAUAAAGGCAGAAGAUAUAGAGGGAGAAGAAGAGACGUAUGUGACUGAUAGAGAGACAGAAGAUAUAGAGGGAGAAAAAGAGACGUAUGUGACUGAUAUGAAGGCAGAAGAUACAGAGGGAGAAGAAGAGACGUAUGUGACUGAUAUGAAGGCAGAAGAUACAGAGGGAGAAGAAGAGACGUAUGUGACUGAUAGAGAGACAGAAGAUAUAGAGGGAGAAAAAGAGACGUAUGUGACUGAUAUGAAGGCAGAAGAUACAGAGGGAGAAGAAGAGACGUAUGUGACUGAUAUGAAGGCAGAAGAUACAGAGGGAGAAGAAGAGACGUAUGUGACUGAUAUAAAGGCAGAAGAUAUAGAGGGAGAAGAAGAGACGUAUGUGACUGAUAUAAAGGCAGAUGAUAUAGAGGGAGAAGAGGAGACGUAUGUGACUGAUAUAAAGGCAGAAGAUAUAGAUGGAGAAGAGGAGACGUAUGUGACUGAUAUAAAGGCAGAAGAUAUAGAGGGAGAAGAAGAGACGUAUGUGACUGAUAUAGAGACAGAAGAUAUUGAGGAAGUAGAAGAGACGUAUGUGAGGGGUGAUCAGCAGUCUAAGGAGGAGGAGAUCCCUACAUAUAUCAGCACAGCAGGUGGACACACAAGCAGGAAUAUCUCAGAAGGACAUCUAAUGUUAUCCCCGGAUUGUGACAUAAAAGAUAAUGACAGUAGACAGGAUUCUCCAGGAGAUAACCCCAUUACCCCAAUUAUACAUCUAGCUCUAUCAGCUGAGCCCUCUGAUCCUGGGAAAUGUUCUCCUGAUCACUCUGAUAUUGGUGCAUCUGUUACAGCUCUGACAGUAGAUACAGUGUUUCCUUGUUCUAUAGAUGCCAAAUGUUUUACACAGAACACAAAGCCUAUUAACCCACACACAGGUAAGGCAGUUGAGAGGCCACUGAUAUGUUCUGAGUGUGGGAAAUGUUUUACAUACAAAUCACAGCUUGUUAUACAUCAGAAAAGUCACACAGGUGAGAAGCCAUUUUCUUGCUCUGAGUGUGGGAAAUGUUUUGCACAGAAAUCACAUCUUAUUAAUCAUGAGAGAAGUCACACAGGUGAGAGGCCAUUUUCUUGCUCUGAGUGUGGGAAAUGUUUUGCAUGGAAAUCACAUCUUGUUAUACAUCAGAAAAGUCACACAGGUGAGAGGCCAUUUUCUUGCUCUGAGUGUGGGAAAUGUUUUGCACGGAAAUCACAUCUUGUUAUACAUCAGAAAAGUCACACAGGCGAGAGGGCAUUUUCUUGCUCUGAGUGUGGGAAAUGUUUUGCACAGAAAUCACAUCUUAUUAAUCAUGAGAGAAGUCACACAGGUGAGAGGCCAUUUUCUUGCUCUGAGUGUGGGAAAUGUUUUGCACUCAAAUCAGAUCUUGUUAGACAUCAGAGAAGUCACACAGGUGAGAAGCCGUUUUCUUGCUCUGAGUGUGGGAAAUAUUUUGCAUGGAAAUCACAUCUUGUUAUACAUCAGAAAAGUCACACAGGCGAGAGGCCAUUUUCUUGCUCUGAGUGUGGGAAAUGUUUUGCACGGAAAUCACAUCUUGUUUUACAUCAGAAAAGUCACACAGGCGAGAGGGCAUUUUCUUGCUCUGAGUGUGGGAAAUGUUUUGCACUCAAAUCAGAACUUGUUAGACAUCAGAGAAGUCACACAGGUGAGAAGCCAUUUUCUUGCUCGGAGUGUGGGAAAUGUUUUGCACAGAAAUCACAUCUUAUUAAUCAUGAGAGAAGUCACACAGGUGAGAAGCCAUUUUCUUGCUCGGAGUGUGGGAAAUGUUUUGCACAGAAAUCACAUCUUAUUAAUCAUGAGAGAAGUCACACAGGUGAGAAGCCAUUUUCUUGCUCGGAGUGUGGGAAAUGUUUUGCACUCAAAUCAGAUCUUGUUAGACAUCAGAGAAGUCACACUGGUGAGAAGCCAUUUUUUUGCUCUGAGUGUGGGAAAUGUUUUGCACUCAAAUCAGAACUUGUUAGACAUCAGAGAAGUCACACAGGUGAGAAGCCAUUUUCUUGCUCGGAGUGUGGGAAAUGUUUUGCACAGAAAUCACAUCUUAUUAAUCAUGAGAGAAGUCACACAGGUGAGAGGCCAUUUUCUUGCUCUGAGUGUGGGAAAUGUUUUGCACUCAAAUCAGAUCUUGUUAGACAUCAGAGAAGUCACACUGGUGAGAAGCCAUUUUUUUGCUCUGAGUGUGGGAAAUGUUUUGCACUCAAAUCAGAACUUGUUAGACAUCAGAGAAGUCACACAGGUGAGAAGCCAUUUUCUUGCUCGGAGUGUGGGAAAUGUUUUGCACAGAAAUCACAUCUUAUUAAUCAUGAGAGAAGUCACACAGGUGAGAAGCCAUUUUCUUGCUCGGAGUGUGGGAAAUGUUUUGCACAGAAAUCACAUCUUAUUAAUCAUGAGAGAAGUCACACAGGUGAGAGGCCAUUUUCUUGCUCUGAGUGUGGGAAAUGUUUUGCACUCAAAUCAAAUCUUCUUAUACAUCUCAGAAGUCACACAGGUAAGAAUCCAUUUUCUUGCUCUGAGUGUGGGAAAUGUUGUCUAACAAGAUGUGAUUUACUUACACAUCACAGAAGUCACACAGGUGAGAAGCCAUUUCUAUACUCUGAGAAAUAAAUCAUCUCUUGUUGCACACAAUAGGCAUCACUCAGGUGAGGAACCAUUUUAAUCUUCUGGAGUAUACUUAUCAUUGCCAUGCGUUGUUCUUCAAGGUUCUUAUCCUAUCCUAUGCUUUUUGCAAUAUACAUGCUACUGGUGGGUGAAAUAAUCUUCACACCACGUACAGCAAUAUAUGCUUUAUGGCAGGCAUGUCCAAACUGCGGCCCUCCAGCUGUUGAGAAACUACACAUCCCAGCAUGCCCUGACA